UUCGCGAUUGACAUUCGGCCUUAUGCAGUAUGCACAUUUGACUUAAGUCAAGGUUGAAAUUAUGACAUAAAAACGACAUUUGACAGCAAUUUCAAUAUUUGGUAUGCAGUAUGACACACAUUUCAAUUUAUUGAAAGUAGACGUUUCAAUAAAUUGAAAUCACACCAAGUGACCUUGUAGAUUACAAGAAUCUAUAUGCACUAAUGCAAAAAUUGAAAUAAUUUUCAAGUCAAGGUUGAAAUCAAAUCAAUUUUUCAAACGUAUUGAAAAAUCUAGCACGUUAUACAUACUUGAAAUGAGUAAAAAGUGUGGUUAAACAUUAAAAAUGGACUUAAAUUUUUUGGUAGAAAUAUUAGAAGAGGAUAGGAACAGGUAGCAACACUUUCUGUAGAGUGUUCUUACUAUUUUUCUGUAAUUAAUAGGCGAAAUGUUAAUCUACAUCGUAGACAUCUAAGAGACACUAGUGACCCUUUAUCUCUGCCAGAGGAACAUUUUAGGGGCAUAUUUAGAGUUUCGAGAGAACUAGCACAUUGGGUGCUCACACAACUCCUACCUCACAUGAGAGAUUGUGCACGUAACACAUCCAUUCCAAAGGGGUUAAGGGUAAACAAAUCAUUUGUGUUUGUUUAUCACAAGGUUUGUUAAAUUUUAGUUCUUUACUACUUUGCAUUUUUUGAGCCAAGGCUCUUAUCAAAAAGGUAUUGGUCAAGAUUAUUUGACGAAUAUGCAUCAAAGUUCUGUGAGCAGAUGCAUCACAGAAGUAACAGAUGUUAUGGUAGAAGUAUUGGGUUAUACCAUACAAUUUCCAGAAGGAGAAGCUGAAAAAAAUCAGGAAAAGCAAUUGUUUAUUGGCAUAGGUGGAUUUCCUGGUAUAAUAGGGUGCAUUGAUGGCACCCAAAUAGCCAUAGUAGCACCAAAAACAGAACACCCAGAAAUGCCAGGGGUUAUUUUUUAUUGCAGAAAGCAAUAUUAUAGUUUAAAUGUGCAGAUAAUUUGUAAUGCACAGCUAAAAAUAACUAAUAUCAAUGCCAGAUUCCCUGGAUCCGUACAUGAUUCGGCGAUAUGGCAAACAUCAUUAGUGAGAAGGCAUUUGGUAAAUAAUUAUGUUGGAAAUAGAAACCAAACGACUUAUUUAUUGGGAGAUUCAGGUUACCCACUGGAACCAUGGCUACUCACUCCAAUAGCAAAUCCAUUAACCGAUGCAGAAAGACAAUUCAACCGUCGCCAUAUUAAUAUUAGAAAUACUGUGGAGAGGACUAUUGGUGUAUUAAAACAACGCUUUCGAUGCUGCCUUAAACACAGGACAUUGCAUUAUUCUCCCGAACGCGCUGCACACAUUAUUUAUUCGGCUGCCAUAUUGCACAAUCUUUGCAUUACUCGAAAUGAAUAUCUUGAUGACAUUAAUGGUAACGGUAAUGGAGAAGAGUUUAAUGACUGUCAUGAUGCAGGCAACAUUGAUAACAAUAUUGAUGGUGUAGGUGUAGAUCUGUAGAUCAUGCCGAAAGAAACUUUUUACGUUAUGGCCGUAAUAUGAGGAACAGAGUGGUGGAUAAUUACUGCAUAUAGCUAUAAUAAACCAUUGAAUAAUAAACAUUUAUUAUGUAGAUGUACUUAAAACUAGAGUAAAUAGGUUUAAAAUCGCAUCAUGCAGAGCAUGCAAACUUUUUUGAAUAGCGAGUAAACUAUUUUUUAGUUUUGUUGAGCCGCUUUUCAAUGUGGUGUAUAAAUCA
Messenger RNA from Photinus pyralis (common eastern firefly), 1730 nucleotides. RefSeq names its product putative nuclease HARBI1. The record is from RefSeq and is a predicted model, not a curated record. The transcript is spliced from 5 exons. The coding region runs from base 725 to 1492 and encodes 255 amino acids. NCBI's taxonomy places the organism in Eukaryota, Metazoa, Arthropoda, Insecta, Coleoptera, Lampyridae.